AUGGAUACACACCUCGCUGAAUGGAAUGAGACUUUCUCGUUGAUCAGUCUCGGUUUCCCCAAUCUCGCUGCCAUCUCUAUCCAGAUUUAUCUUCAUUUUCCUGUGCAGGCUGUACGAGACACUUUUUGGGAUGGAGGCCUUCUCGAGCUCUGUCGCCUGAAGCGUCUCCGGGGGGUGAGGCUCUCCAUCUCCGAAUUUGAUCCUGCAUGGCCAGCCACCAGAGACCCCGUCGUCUUCUUCACAUACGCGGCCGGCUCAUUGCCUGAUUUCAUGGAUGAGAUCACAGACAGGAACAAACAACUGCCAUCCCUCCUGCAAUCGUCAUUGCCAUCCCAUCAGACACCAAAACACAUCUGUUUCCGCGAUGCGCGCGACAAACUCAGGCAUCGGGUUCAACAAGACACGUCCAUUGGUGUGGAGUGGGCAUCCCCUGACUCCUACCACAGUGGCCAGCUCUUCUUCCGCUUUGCUCCCAAUACUUUCCCGCUCUACGUCCGCAACCUGAUCCACACCCUCCCCCGCCGGUGGCCGCAUCGAACCCACGCGCACAUCCGGCGCGAGGAUCGCUUGCAUAGAAAUAAAACCGACUACGCGUACGUCUACAUCGACAGCGCGUCGCAUCCGGAGGACAAUCAAUACCCAAUCUUCGGGUUCCAAUACAACCCCAAUCUGAGGCGCCAGCAUAACGAGGAGUACAUUGCACAAGGACUAGCAGCAUUGCGGCUAUCCCGCGAGCGGCUUUGGCGUUCUGUUGCUUCUGCUCCUUAUCCCCGGCAUCGACAGCGAGAGGAUGGCGACCCCCGACCAUCAUCGCAAUCAUCUAGGAACCAGGAGCGAAAGGAAGAGCCUUGUCAUCAAGCAUCCAAGGUUAUGGUACCAGCUCCUCGAUGCUGGGCCAGUCCAGGUUUUCAAGUUUCCCCUAGUCGUCGAGCGGUGAUCUCCGCAGAGAAUGAAAGACCCGGCGACUGGAGACGGCAACUCACAGAGGAGGCAUUUGCGCCAUUUAUUGAAUCUUUUCCUAUGGUACUUCGAUGA
Aspergillus tubingensis is the source of this 1035-nucleotide messenger RNA. Its product is annotated as chitin synthase B. Lineage: Eukaryota; Fungi; Ascomycota; Eurotiomycetes; Eurotiales; Aspergillaceae. The transcript has a single exon. The record is from RefSeq and is a predicted model, not a curated record. The coding region runs from base 1 to 1035 and encodes 344 amino acids.